Molecule: messenger RNA, 1572 nt
Organism: Prunus mume (Japanese apricot)
Lineage: Eukaryota; Viridiplantae; Streptophyta; Magnoliopsida; Rosales; Rosaceae
Source: RefSeq, a predicted model, not a curated record
CCAAAGACAAUAUUUUGCUUUUUAAAACAGUUCCUCUCCCCAUAAAUAUGAUUAAGCCACCCUAAGUCAAUAUUUUUGUUUUUUAAAACAGUUCUGCAGCAGGGACAGGCAUAGAAAGUAGGAUCGAGCUCAAUGGUUCAGUUGGGGAGUUGUUGAUUAACGCAGCAAAAGGAAAUUGAUUCACCUGAGUUUCUUGUAUCAUUCGAACUCAAUUAACAACACAAAGAGAAACUGAACAGGUGUUGUAGCAAAAAUGAGGUUGAAGAGAGUGAGAGAGUUAACCAGCAAGCUCCUUGGAAACAUUAGCGAUAAAGAUGCAGGAUUGCUUAGAGCACAUGAGGAGGAUUGCAAGCAUGAUGAAGACAUGCAAUCCUUUGACACCAACCUCAAAGCACGUACGACAGAAGUGAUCAGCAGCCUUGCGAGUAGCGGAGCUAUUUCAACGGAAUACUUGAAAGAUGUCGUACAUUAUGUGAGGGUGUGGAACCAGACGACUGUGGACUCAAUCUUGCAAUUGGAAAAGGAUAUCAGAGGCGAGGGCACGAAAAGGGUCAAGGGCAAGCAGAGUAAGAAAAGCAAGAGGAAAAACAGCAGAUUUCAGAGCGUUGUGGACGAGUACGUAGACAAUAGCAGGGGGAUGCUGGAUUUAUUAUCGGAAUUGAACAAGUUUGUAAACUCAGCUUGCAACAGCCAUUCGUCUAUUGAAACUGUUGUUCAAGAAUACUUUAACAAACAGGAAAACCCGGACGACAGUGGUACUAGUUCAACUACUCAUGACCACUACAAGAGGAUAUCUGAGAAACUGAAGAAUAUCAAGGCCACUGCCCAUAACAGUUAUGCUGAAAGCUUGCUCCAGAAGGUUCAACCUUUGAUCACGAUGCAUCAACAAUUGCUUGAGAAUUUGACAGUCCAGAAAGAGAAGCUUGUCAAGAAACAGCAGACUGCUCGUGCUUGGAGGAAAGCCACGAAUAUGUUAUUCAUAAGUUCUGUGGCUGCGAUGUUACUCUGGUCUGUGGCAGCAGCAGUUUUAGCUUCUCCAAAGACUGUAGCAAUAGCAGCAGCUAUUGCUGCUAGUACUGGGGCGUUAACGGAAGGACAACAUUGGAUUGUCUCUCGGUUAAAAAAAUGGGAAAAUGAUUUAAAGAAAGAAGAGAAUCGAGUUGACGAAAUGCAUGACAACACUAGACUUGCCCUUACGGAGUUGAACAAUAUUAAUAAGGCUGAGAUUGAUGUACUCUUGGGCCAACCAGACUUUGCAAUUGCUGAGGAACAAAUAAAUGUCACAAUGAAGAAUAUUCAGAAGAAGUUGGAGCCAUUUAAAGAGAAAAUUAAGAGAUUGAGAGGCGAAGUCGACAAGUGCAGCACCGAACUAAUAAAGACAAGGGAUGAAGUUGCAAAGGCUGGAUCAGCUCUGAUAUAAGAUAUAAUAUUUCCUUAUUUGAUUUGAAUUUGAAUUUUGCUUGUAAAAUAUUCUUCCAUGUGAGAAGAAAUAUUCGCAUUGAACUCCUUAUCCACUAAGAUUCGUAAUUGCUAAAUUCAAGUGUGUUUUAUAAAACAUAUAGUGCUCGUUUG